AUGCGUCUCCAACUUGCUCUUAUUGCUGGAUUGUUGAGCAGCUCUGCUCUUGCCUAUGGUGAUGAUAACUGGGGUAACCAUGGACCUAAAGCUAAAACCGUCGUGAAAUAUGUCACAAGGGUUCAAUGGAAGACCAAGACUUGUACCGUCACCAAGCUCAAGACUAUCAUCAAACCCGGUAGCGGAGCAACAAAGACCCAGACUGAGGUCCAAACCGUUACCGUUACCGUCACUGCUACCGCAGCUGUCGGUGGUAAAGAUGGUGAGGAAAAGGAAGAUGAAGAAGAACCUGUCAAGGUUAUGGAGAAACCCGCAAAGGCUGAAGACGAUAUGCCAGCCGAGAAGGAUGAGGUUAAGGAGGAUGAGCCCAAGGAAGAUGAGGCUAAGGAUGAGGCUAAGGAUGAGGCUAAGGAUGAGCCCAAGGAUGAGCCCAAGCCAGCCCCAAAGACCCACAUCAUCAAGGCUAUGACCGAUGACGACGGAAACGACGUCUUCGAGCCAGCCAGCUUGAUGGCCGCCACCGGCGACACCGUUGUCUUCGAGUUCCACCCAUCUACCCACUCUGUCGCUCGUGGUAUCUUCGAUAAGCCAUGUCAGCCACUUGAGAAGGGUGGUUUCUACUCCGGCUUCUUGCGCGUUUCUGGUGGUGCUAAGAGCCCAACUUUCAGCAUCAAGGUUGAAGAUAGCAAUCCUAUCUGGUACUACUGCACUGUUGGAAAGCACUGCCAAGGUGGUAUGGUCGGUGUUAUCAACCCAGGUCCAAAGGAUGAUCUUAAGGCCUAUAUCGCCUCUUCCAAGAAGGCUCCUUCCAACGUCUCCCCCAAGGAGGUUAACGGUGGUACCGUCGCUUCGCCAAAGAUGAAGCGUAUUCUCCGUGCUUAG
This is a messenger RNA of Orbilia oligospora ATCC 24927, 882 nucleotides long. RefSeq lists its product as uncharacterized. Bases 1 to 882 code for a protein of 293 amino acids. NCBI's taxonomy places the organism in Eukaryota, Fungi, Ascomycota, Orbiliomycetes, Orbiliales, Orbiliaceae. The record is from RefSeq and is a predicted model, not a curated record. The transcript is spliced from 4 exons.